GCACAGUUUGCUCGGCUGAUAGCAGCAAGUGAAAUCUCCUAGAGGGGCCUGGGAAUCAGCAAAACCACAAGCAUCAUUGGAACCCAGCAUUGCAGGCUGGAAACCUCUCCAGGGAGACAACCUCUGAGGGUUUCUGCUGUGCUUUGGAGGCAAAGGUGGAUGUGUUCCACUCGUCGUUUUUCUGCUGAGGCUGGUAACAGGCUGUCUGACUCAACUAUAUAAAAAUACCUUCUUCAAAGGUGGGGACCUAACUGCCAUGUAUACCCCGAAUGCCGAGCACUGUCAGAUGAUGUGCACAUUUCAUCCGAGGUGCUUGCUCUUCAGCUUUCUUCCCGAAAGUUCCACUAAUGACACAGACAAAAGAUUUGGUUGCUUCUUGAAAGACAGUGUUACGGGAACCCUGCCAAAAAUGUCAUGGGCAAGUACGAUUUCUGGACAUUCCUUAAAGCAAUGCGGCCAUCAAAUAAGUGCUUGCCAUCGAGACAUUCAUAAAGGAAUUGAUAUGAGAGGAGUCAAUUUUAACGUCUCUAAGGUUGAAAGUGUUGAAGAAUGCCAAAAAAAGUGCACCAACAGCAUUCACUGCCAAUUUUUCACAUACGCCACUCACACGUUUUACAAUGCAGAGUACCGGAACACCUGCCUUUUAAAGCACAGUGCAGGAGGAACACCCACCAGUAUAAAGCUCCUGGCUAAUGUGGCAUCUGGAUUCUCCCUGAAGCCCUGUGCAGUCUCAGAAAUUGGUUGCCACAGGAACCUUUUCCAGCAUCUCGCGUUCUCGGAUGUGGACGUUGCCCGAGUCGUUACCCCGGAUGCUUUUGUAUGCCAAACCAUUUGCACCUACCAUUCUAACUGCCUCUUCUUUACGUUCCACACAAAGGCAUGGCAUCUGGAACCGCAAAGAAAUGUUUGCUUUCUUAAGACUUCCAAAAGCGGGACACCAAGUUCCCCUACUCCUCAGGAAAACACCAUAUCUGGAUACAGCCUGUUAACCUGCAAGCAAACUUUGCCUGAGCCCUGUCAUUCCAAAAUUUACUCAGGAGUUGCUUUUGAAGGGGAAGAGUUGAAUGUCACCUUUGUUGAAGGAGUGAAUGUUUGCCAAGAGACUUGUACUAAGACGAUCCGCUGUCAGUUUUUUACUUAUUCUUUACUCCCAGAAGACUGUAGAAGAAAGAAGUGUAAGUGUUCCUUACGAUUAUCUUUGGAUGGGUCCCCAACUAGGAUUACGUACGGGACACGAGCGAGCUCUGGUUAUUCUUUGAGGCUGUGUAAAAGUGGGGACGGUUCUGCCUGCUCAACAAAAACAGACACACGCAUUGUUGGAGGAACCAACUCUUCCUGGGGAGAGUGGCCUUGGCAAGUUAGCCUGCAAGUGAAGCUGACAGCCCGGAGCCACCUGUGUGGAGGGUCAAUCAUUGGACACCAGUGGGUCCUAACGGCCGCCCAUUGCUUUGAUGGGCUUCCCCUGCAGGACGUUUGGCGUGUUUAUAGUGGCAUUUUUAAUCUGUCCGAGAUAACAACAGAAACACCUUUCUCACGAAUAAAGGAGAUGAUUAUUCACCCAAAUUACAAAAUGUCAGACAGUGGUGAUGAUCUUGCCUUGAUAAGACUUGAGCCUCCUUUGAAUUACACAGAAUUCCAAAAACCAAUAUGCCUGCCUUCCAAAGAUGAUACAGACACAAUGUAUACUAAUUGUUGGGUAACUGGAUGGGGCUUCACAAAAGAAAAAGGGAAAAUCCAAAAUACCCUACAAAAGGCAAAUAUUCCUUUGGUAUCAAGUGAAGAAUGCCAGAAAAAAUACAGAGAUUAUGAAGUAACCAAACAGAUGAUCUGUGCUGGCUAUAAAGAAGGAGGCAAAGAUGCCUGUAAGGGCGAUUCAGGCGGUCCCUUAGUUUGUAAACACAAUGGAAUAUGGCAUUUGGUCGGUAUCACCAGUUGGGGUGAAGGCUGUGGCCGCAGAGAACAACCGGGUGUCUACACCAAAGUCGCCGAGUAUGUGGACUGGAUUUUAGAGAAAACACAGGUCGGUGAUGGGCUCACCAGUCUCUGAUGAAGUCACCGGUGUGACGAAGCUUUCUGGAGGUGGGAGAGAGCCCAGUUUGUAGCCUACGCUUUUACAUCCUAGGUUCACUUCAAGUCCUGAGCCGUGGGGUCCUCAUGUGCAAAAUCAUGGAGACUGGUAUCUACCUCGUGUCCUUGUCCUGAGGGUAAAAAGGGACAAUGUAUACGCAGCUGCUGAGGACAAGGUCUUGCACCAGUAGGCGUUCGGCAUUCAGUCAUAAUGCGAGUACCAGGAGAUAACAAAUGAACAUUUCUGUGAUUAUUUGUUGUGCCAUAAAAUGACAAAAGAAUGUGAUUUUCAAGUGCUUUCUUCUGGGGCGCCUGGGUGGCUCAGUCGGUUGAGCGUCCGACUUCGGCUCAGGUCAUGAUCUCACAGCUCGUGGGUUCGAGCCCCGCGUCGGGUUCUGUGCUGACGGCUCAGAGCCUGGAGCCCGCUUCGGAUUCUGGGUCUCCCUCUCUCUCCGCCCCUAACCCACUCGCAUUCUGUCUCUGUCUCUCUCAAAAAUAAAUAAACGUUAAAAUAAAUAAAUAAA
Neofelis nebulosa (Clouded leopard) is the source of this 2591-nucleotide messenger RNA. It is a transcript of the gene KLKB1, whose product is annotated as kallikrein B1. Lineage: Eukaryota; Metazoa; Chordata; Mammalia; Carnivora; Felidae. Gene Ontology annotation, molecular function: serine-type endopeptidase activity; protein binding. Bases 257 to 2047 code for a protein of 596 amino acids. The transcript has 15 exons. Gene Ontology annotation, biological process: proteolysis. The record is from RefSeq and is a predicted model, not a curated record. Gene Ontology annotation, cellular component: extracellular region.